Molecule: messenger RNA, 5024 nt
Organism: Phlebotomus papatasi
Lineage: Eukaryota; Metazoa; Arthropoda; Insecta; Diptera; Psychodidae
Gene: ClC-a
Product: chloride channel protein 2
Exons: 9
Coding region: 1561-4512 (983 amino acids)
Biological process (GO): chloride transport; transmembrane transport
Cellular component (GO): membrane
Molecular function (GO): voltage-gated chloride channel activity
Source: RefSeq, a predicted model, not a curated record
UGUAAAGUGAAGUGUUUGAUAAAAAUUGAACAGCAUUGCAAGUGUUGGGGCCACUCUGAGUCAAGAGUCAGCUGACGACGGAGCUUCCAAGAGAGAGAGAAGCAAAGUGGGGAUUAAGAGUGGUGUAUAGUGUCAGCGGAACUCUCCUCCAGUUCAUUUUUCCCAAAGUUCUUGGACUGGAUGGUUUAAUAACUUCCGAAAAACCAAUCCGGCUCGAUCAUAAAUACUCCCGUUGAUCGUGUACAUCAACAUUUAGUUGCGAUCGCGCAUGAUCACCAGACAGAUCAUCUCUCUGGGCUUGGAGCUUUUUUUUCCCAUUUCAGGGGGGAAAAUGUGUGCUAUUGAAAUUUCUCAAGUGCCUUAUCAAUCUCUGAAGGAAGUCUGUCAGUGUAUUUAGCUGGAGUGUUCCCAAGUGUGACUUAAUCAGCUACUGAUCAUUUUAUCGUUGAGAUGUGUAUUGUACGGUAUUUAAAACAAGAAGAGAAAUAAAUUCAAAAAUUCUCUUGCAUUUGCUGCACAUUUUCUCAUUCCAAGACUGUUUGGUGUUUUGUUUUUUUUUCUGUGUGAUAGCUAAAAUUGUGCUGUAAGUUGUAAUUGGAUCUUGGAACAAUUAAAAAAAAUAAGCAAACGUCUGACCUUCCAGAAUUUUCUCCAGGAAUUUUCCAUAAGAGAAAAUUGUGUUCCAAAGUGAAGAAUUUUCUUUACAUUCCAAGUGAACUGAAUAAAGAGAGCCGAAUGAUCUUCAAUUGUGUACUCAAACAUUUAUAGUGUCAAUCGUCAUAAAAAGCUAAACACGAUCACGAUCAUUCCCGGUAUUUGAUUAACUGAUCAAUCGAAUUGGAGGCGAACCAGAGAGGAGACAAAUUGAUCACCUAUUUAUCCAAAGUGCUAAAUGCAAUUGCAUCAUACACUUUACAUUUAAUGAUCUCUAAAUGUACGAUCACUUCAAUGGUUGUCAUAAAAGGUAUUAAGUAGUUGAAAUACAGCCGUGCUUUUCAAAUAAGCCACAUUGGGCGGAGAUUUUGCGGGAAAAACCUACCUCGAAAAUGAUAUCAUUUGAUCGUGGUGCGUGAAAGUAAUUCUUGGGAAUAUCACAAAAAGAUCAGCAUAGAUGAUCAUUAACUGACGAUCAGUGAAAAGAGGCAUAAUCAAAUGAACCAACUGUCGCUGUCGAUGAUCUCAGAGUAUAAAUAAUUUCAAUUUUGCCCACAAAUAUUUUCCACAUUCCUGUCUCCCGAUCCUCGAACAAGUGAACAUUUUUGUGUGAUAAUUAAAAAAAAUAUUUUUUUCAACUUGUUGUUAUAAUCUUGGUCAAUAAAUUUGUUGACUGAUCAACAAGAUCUUUUGUCAGUCAAGUGAUAAGUGACUGCCAGAGAGAAACAUAUUUUUUUUGUUUUUGGAUGGACGCCCCAAAUACUGAUCAGUCUCACAAAGAAAAUCCACUAUCAAAAAUGUGAAUAGACUCUCCUCCAAAAGUUUCAUCAAAAAAGUUCGUGUUUAAGUGUAUCAGUGACUACAAAUUUAAUUUUUAAUUGAAUUCUGUGUUAAAAUAUCUCAACGAUGGCAUUGCUAAAAUCGAAAGAUGGGAAAGAUGACCCGGAUUUAGCAGCACAAAUCCUCAAAAUGGACUCACCACUUCCCCUAAAACUAUCCGGACAAGAUACCGGAUGGGGAUAUCAAAAUACUCUGAUGUAUGGUCGCUACACAAAAGAUCUAGGUGAAUAUGCAAAAGAUGAAGCGAGAAGACUUAAAUUGCUCGAACGACGACGGAAACAGGAGGACAAAGCAAGAAACAAGGAACUCCUUGGACACCGUGACAGUCGCUGCUUCAAGAUCAUGUCAUGGAUUUGGUGUCAUUCCGUGUCUCGGAUGGGCGAGGACUGGAUAUUUCUGGCACUACUGGGUAUCAUAAUGGCUCUAAUCUCAUAUGUGAUGGACAAAGGAAUUUCAAUGUGUACAAAUGCGCGCAUUUGGCUCUAUCGCGAUCUCACGUCUCAGCCAAUUGCCCAGUAUUUUGCCUGGAUCUCCCUUCCGAUUGCCCUAAUCCUCUUCUCUGCCGGCUUCGUGCACCUCAUUGCACCACAGAGCAUCGGAUCCGGCAUUCCUGAGAUGAAAACCAUCCUGCGUGGCGUUGCACUAAAGGAAUACCUCACGUUCAAGACACUAGUGGCCAAGGUGAUAGGACUCACAGCCACACUGGGCAGUGGACUACCACUGGGGAAGGAAGGUCCCUUUGUCCAUAUUGCCAGUAUUGUUGCACAGCUCCUCAGCAAAUUAGUCACAUCCUUCCAUGGCAUUUACGAGAACGAAUCGAGGAACUCUGAGAUGCUAGCUGCAGCCUGUGCUGUUGGUGUGGGAGCCUGUUUUGCAGCUCCGGUUGGAGGUGUUCUUUUCAGUAUUGAAGUAACAACGACGUACUUUGCCGUGAGAAACUACUGGAGAGGCUUCUUUGCUGCAGUCUGUGGUGCUACAGUGUUCCGGUUACUAGCUGUGUGGUUCCAAAAGGCGGACACAGUCACAGCUAUGUUUCCCACAAACUUUACCAUGGACUUCCCCUUUGAUCCACAAGAGCUCUUCGUGUUUGCACUUAUUGGGGUGGUCUGUGGUUUGACAGGAGCCCUGCAUGUUUGGGUGCACAGGAAGUAUGUCCUGUUUAUGCGGUCCAAUAAGCGGAUCAACAAAUUCCUCCAAAAAAAUCGGUUCCUCUAUCCUGGACUUGUGACACUGAUGGUGUGUUCCAUCUCCUUUCCACUCCUAUCGGGUCAGUUUAUUGCUGGAGAAUUGAGUACACACGAUCAGGUAGUGCAGCUCUUCACGAACUUCACGUGGACUAAGCCAGAACUCACUGUAGAACAGGCUGCUAUUGUAAAGUACUGGACAACACCCUACACCAAUGUCUUCGUUAGUUUAGCUUGCUAUACAAUUUUCACGUCUAUCUUCUCCAUUAUUGCAUCAACCAUACCAGUACCUUCGGGCAUCUUCAUCCCAGUAUUUAAGAUUGGUGCUGCCAUGGGACGUCUGGUAGGGGAAGCUAUGCACCUGUGGUUCCCCAAUGGUGUCCGCUACGGAGGAAAACUCUCUCCCAUUAUACCUGGAGGCUAUGCUGUUGUUGGUGCUGCUGGAUUUGCUGGUGCUGUUACUCAUACUGUUUCCGUGGGAGUGAUUGUCUUCGAGAUGACCGGACAGAUCACACAUUUGGUGCCUGUGAUGAUAGCCGCGUUGAUAUCCAAUGCCAUCGCAGCUCUGCUUCAACCGUCUAUAUACGACAGUAUCAUCCUGAUUAAGAAGUUACCCUACCUCCCAGAUCUGUUGCCUUCUAGCUCAGGGAUGUACAGCAUCUACGUGGAAAACUUCAUGAUACGAGAUGUGAAGUACAUCUGGCAGGGAAUCUCGUACCAGCAACUGAAGGAGGUACUAAAAGCCAAUAAAACAAUGAGAGGCUUUCCCCUGGUGGAUGACCCGGACAAUAUGAUCCUGCUGGGGUCUGUGCAGCGCUAUGAACUGAUAAAGAUGAUUGAUAAGCACAUAGGCCGAGAUAAAAGGCUUCAAGUGGCAGCCAAAUGGCAGAAAGAGGCUCAGGAAAGGGCUAGAGAGGAGCAGGAGCGUAUAAAGCGGGAAGAGAGUGAUCGUCAGAGGCGUCCUUCACGCUUCGAAGUGAUGCCAGCACCAGAUAUUCUCACCCUUCGGCAAAUUGCAAACAAUGAAAUGCUUCCGCCGCAGGCAAAGAAAGUACAGGCUCUAAAUAAUCCCGUCCUGGGUUCUCAGCCCAAGAAAUCCAUUCUCAAGAAGACCAAUUCCUUCAAUCUCAAGGGAUUCUCUCCACUGUCCCCACACAGCCCAGUCGCUACACCCUAUUCCACAAUCACCGGAAAUGAGAGUCGCAUCAGAUCGGCCUUUGAGAUCAUCUUCAGGAAAUCAGCUACACUGCAAGACGUUCAACCUGAUCCGGAAGUUGGAUCUCUGGGAUCUCCAUCGAGUCUUGGUCCGGAUUCGGCUCCACUGAGCCCUAGUAUCUCGAAGAAGGUACAACUGCCCAGGGAGAGGGUGAUUGAUAUGUCACCGGAAGAUCAGAAGAUCUGGGAAUUGGAGGAAAUGGCUAAGCCAAUUGAUCUCACGGGUGCAAAUGUACACAUUGAUCCUGCACCCUUUCAGCUCGUGGAGCGUACCUCACUCCUCAAGGUUCACUCACUAUUCUCCAUGGUGGGUAUCAAUCACGCUUACGUCACGAAGAUCGGGAAGCUCGUAGGCGUCGUGGGACUCAAGGAGCUGCGACAAGCAAUUGAGGAGGUCAACAGUGGAACAACUCCGUCAAAACCUCCGCAGGAAGAGGAGCUCGUAUCAGUACCAGUGACCCCUCUGACGCCCCAAGAGGAGCCCCUGUUGCAGAAAAGCAAUGUAAAUGUCAACAAUACAGUCUCCUCCAUGGAUUCUGCCCUCUCCAAUUCCGACAAUUGCUCAGACAUCGAACUGGACAACAUUGGGAAUAGUGGUGCUAAAAAGAGGGCAGACUGAUUGAAAGAGGAAGGGUCAAAGAGUGCCAAAAUGUUGUGAUUUCUGCGCUAAAAAAAACAGAAACAUUUAGUGAAGAAGCAGAAGAGAGAAAUCUUCAGCAACAAUGUUGAUUUAUACGAUAAUUGUGAUUGUGUUUUGUUAAUAAUUUUAAUAAUUUUAUUUUUUAAUUUUACAUCUUCCAUAAGACACCGUGAAUUGUAUUUGUUCCCUGCAAUAUUUUUUUUUGUAAAAAAGAAAGAGUAUCACGAAUGAGAGAAACAAUAAGACAAUUCUAUAAUGUGCUUUACUCAGAGACAAAACUGAAAAUAAUAGUGUUUAUGUUUUAAGUUUUUUUUUUGCAAUAUUUCAAAUUUUACCAUCCUCGGAUGAAUACGAGUGAGAAACAGCCUAAAAACCAUGUUGAACAAUUUUACCAUUAUAUAAAAUAUUAAAAAAAAGGAAAAGAAAAGCGAAAGGAGAACAUUUUAAAAGUGUACCAAAUAAAAAGACAUUUUCAUAAACCAUACAAGAAA